AUUGGUUCCUUGAGCUGCGCUUUGAUAGCAUUUUCGGAGGAGUUACUUUCUAAAUUACACAUUAGACUAGGACUUUAGAGCGCUUGUGUCCUAAUUUGUGUCCCGAUAUGGCCAAAUCUUUCAUCGAUAGGCACCCGCUUCAGUGGAUGCCGAGCCCUUCACGUCGCUUGUCAGCCUUGGUUCAUUUGGCCGGACUUUCGAGCUUUUUGUGGUCAUUCAAAUACAUGCACGAAAACCCUAACCAAGCUAAUCAAGCAUAUGGUUGGCAUUUUCAAUAUCUGACCGUGAUUGGCCUGUCGUUGUCAACACUCACUUUUGCGGUUGCACUACUAGCGGAUAUUACCUCGUCCCGGCGACUGUUCCUGAUCAAAAAUAUCCUAUCGACAUGCAGUGCCCCCCUUGAGGUUGUGAUCAGUGUUUUAUACUGGGGUCUUCGCUUGAUUGAUGAGCGUUUGGUGAUCCCCGAGGAUAUUUUUAUACCUGUUCAUGCCGAUAUCAGCUUCCACGCAACACCGUCGGUGGUGAUGUUGAUUGACCUGCUGCUCCUAUCCCCACCCUGGACAAUCACUGCCCUCCCUGCACUGGCGUUGUCUGGCACUAUCGCCUUCGGAUACUGGUUCUGGAUUGAGCAAUGCUUCUCCCAAAAUGGAUGGUACCCAUAUCCUAUCUUCGAAGCACUGCCCACAUCAGGUCGUAUUGGCCUAUUUACUCUCAGUGCCGUCGUUAUGGCACUGAGCACCAUUACGCUGAAGUGGCUCCAUGGACGUGUCAAUGGAUUUGAUAGCCUCAUGAAGCCGGAAUCCCGUCCGGGUGAUAUUAAGCGAAUGAACGGUCUGUAGGUGCAUGUAUCGCAACAAUACUGUCACCUUUCACCUUGAUCGGGGUCAAUUGGCUCUUGUAUCUGCCUCAUGUGGCAGGCGGGUUCUAAUCUUGAGGUAUCCACAAGAAGGAAAUUUUGGCGCAUUGCAUUGAUCAUAAGCGUCUUGGUUGUCGCCUUUUUUUCCGGGUACAUCCAUGAAUUUUGGGGUCUCCAUCAUCGCUGCAUCUACACCUCAUCAUAUCUCAAACACAAACUAUGGUUACAAUACUAUUAGAAUCAAACUUAAAC
Molecule: messenger RNA, 1108 nt
Organism: Penicillium samsonianum
Lineage: Eukaryota; Fungi; Ascomycota; Eurotiomycetes; Eurotiales; Aspergillaceae
Product: androgen-induced gene 1 family protein
Exons: 7
Coding region: 108-839 (243 amino acids)
Cellular component (GO): endomembrane system; membrane
Source: RefSeq, a predicted model, not a curated record